Aedes aegypti (yellow fever mosquito) is the source of this 1448-nucleotide messenger RNA. It is a transcript of the gene DCTN2-p50, whose product is annotated as dynactin subunit 2. The record is from RefSeq and is a predicted model, not a curated record. The transcript is spliced from 4 exons. NCBI's taxonomy places the organism in Eukaryota, Metazoa, Arthropoda, Insecta, Diptera, Culicidae. Gene Ontology annotation, biological process: mitotic spindle organization. Bases 102 to 1247 code for a protein of 381 amino acids. Gene Ontology annotation, cellular component: centrosome; dynactin complex; cytoplasm.
GUGUAAACGUAUUUGAAAGCUCAAUGUUUUGAUUCGAAAAAUUUUGCUUCUUCUAGUUUACAAUUAGGUUUAUUAUAAACACUAAACCGUUUAUCAAAGCAAUGGCCGAUCCGAAGUUCCAAUGUUUACCUUAUAUCGCUCACGACCAGCCGGAUGUGUACGAAACCCCGGACGCCCCGGAAUCUGAAACGUCCGAUUUCUACGACGAAGAGCCUGCCAACGAAAGCAUCGAGCGGCUGCACAUCUCCACCAAGGAUUCGUACAACAAGUUCAAGGGAAAGUACCUAACGGGGAAUGUGGAUUUCAGCGACCGGAUUGGAAAGAAGAUUCGUAACGGAUACGAUGCCGUUAGUGGAGAGUGGGACUUGGCGGGUGAGGGUGAAAAGGAAACGCCUAUUCAGAAGUGUCUGCGGCUGCAGUGCGAAAUGAACGAGCUGAUGGAAGAGAUUACGGCUUCGCAAGCCGAUGCCACCAAGACCAAGGAGGAAAAGGCAUCAUAUGAAGCGGUUUUUGACGUGGUCGGAACCGCAAAGAAGGUGCUGGAAAGUCUGAAGCUGGAGCAGGCGAUUGGUAGCGAAACGGUGGCCAUGGGAGCGGAAACCGAAGCGAAGAAACUGCUAACCAAGAUUGAGGAAUACAAAAAAUCCGGUGGAGCUGAUCCGGCCAAGACCGCUACCGAGCUGGUGUACAGUUCUCGGAUUGCCGAGUUGGAGCAUCGCCUUCACGAGCUGGAAGUGGCCGUGGGAGCAAAGCCGGAAAAGAUCAGUCGCCUCGCAGGUUCGGCAGGAGCCGGAAAUCUAAUCGAAGCCGUGCAAUCAAUUUCGGCAAAGGCAGCUCUCUUGCAGCCCCAACAGUUGGAUCUGAUCGAAACCCGAUUAGGGAAUUUGCUGUUGAAGAUGGCCGCUAUAGAUGAGAAAUCUGCCGCUACCGGUCAGGAUGCCAACCGGGAGCAGAAGAUCUUGGAGCUGUACGAGAUCGCCAAGACUACGGAGCCGAUCGUGCAGAUUCUGCCGGAUAUGUUGAACCGGAUGCAAACGCUGGAAUCCUUGCACAAAUAUGCUACCAACUUCAGCAAACUGUUUGCCGAAUUGGAAACAACUCAGGCAAGCAUUUUGAAGGGAAUCGCCUCGAACAAGACGCUGCUAACGGGUGUUCAGGAAGCGUUUGCGCAAAAUCUCGAGAACGUUAAUAAGGAGGUCAAGAAGCUGGACGAACGCAUGAAGACGCUUCAGGAGAAGGUAAAGUAGGGUCGUCACUCGGUGUAGUAAGCAAUCAUUCCCCCAAGACAGGAAGCGGCUCUGAUCGAUCGAUAAUAUAUGUACUAGUGCGAUCAUUAUAAUUCAGUUUUGCUUUUAGAAGUAGGUUAUAACAUAUUCGCUUAUUUAUUUUUCAAAAUUAUAUGGUGUAAUCACUGCUUUCGCUCAAAGAUGAGUGAUAUCAUUUAUCAA